This is a messenger RNA of Eremomyces bilateralis CBS 781.70, 1215 nucleotides long. RefSeq names its product cystathionine gamma-lyase-like protein. NCBI's taxonomy places the organism in Eukaryota, Fungi, Ascomycota, Dothideomycetes, Eremomycetales, Eremomycetaceae. The transcript has 2 exons. Gene Ontology annotation, biological process: transsulfuration. Gene Ontology annotation, molecular function: pyridoxal phosphate binding; cystathionine gamma-lyase activity. The annotation marks the transcript as partial. The record is from RefSeq and is a predicted model, not a curated record. Gene Ontology annotation, cellular component: cytoplasm.
AUGACGGCCCCGGAUCACGAUGUCAUCGACACUCCGCCCCGCGCUCCUUCACCCGUUCACAAGUUUGGAACUCUCGCUGUCCAUGCUGGCUCGCCCCAUGAUCCUGUGACUGGAGCGGUCAUAGAAUCGAUCUCUCUAUCCACCACCUUCGCUCAAACCGAGGUGGGGAAACCCGUGGGAGCGUAUGAGUACACUCGGUCCUCGAAUCCUAAUCGCGAUAACUUCGAGAAGGCCCUUGCUGCCCUCGAGUCCGCGCGCUACGCUCUUGCCUUCUCCUCGGGAAGUGCCACCACCGCGACCAUCCUUCAAUCUCUCGCCUCCGGUUCCCAUGUCAUCUCCGUCUCCGAUGUGUAUGGAGGAACGCAUCGAUAUUUCACCAAGGUCGCCAAGGCCCACGGGGUAUCGGUGACGUUCUCCCCCAGCAUUGAGAUUGAUGUGGCCACGCUCAUUAAACCGGCCACGAAGCUCAUAUGGAUCGAGACGCCUUCUAACCCGACGCUGUCCCUCGUCGAUAUCCGAGCCGUCGCCCGCAUCGCACACGACCAUGGGAUCUUGGUCGUGGUCGACAAUACCUUCCUUUCCCCGUACAUCCAACAGCCCCUCCUUCACGGCGCUGACAUCGUCGUGCAUUCCGUCACGAAAUACAUCAAUGGCCACUCGGACGUCUUGAUGGGCGUUGCGGCGUUCAAUUCGCCCGACCUCCACGAGAGGCUCUCCUUCCUUCAGAACGCGAUCGGUGCGGUUCCUGGCGCAUUCGACUGCUGGCUCGCUCACCGCGGCCUGAAGACGCUCCACCUCCGGGCUCGCGAAGCCAGCAAAAACGCCACCAUGGUCGCCACGGCGCUGGAACAGUCGCCGCACGUGAUCGCCGUGAACUAUCCCGGAUUAGCCUCGCAUCAUCAACGCAGCGUCGCGAUCAAGCAGCACCGAUCCGGCCUGGGCGGUGGCAUGCUGUCGUUCCGGGUCCGCGGCGGGCAGGCGGCGGCCGAACGGUUCUGCCGGGAGACGCGCAUCUUCACGCUGGCCGAGAGUUUAGGGGGAGUGGAAAGCCUGGUCGAGGUCCCCGGGGCCAUGACGCAUGCGGGCAUCCCCAAGGACCAGAGGGAGGCCGCCGGGGUCUUCGACGAUCUGGUGCGGGUCAGCUGCGGUGUUGAAGACGGGGAGGACCUGGUCGCGGACGUGUUGGUGGCUCUAGAACGCACAGUGAAUCCGAAG